This is a messenger RNA of Propithecus coquereli (Coquerel's sifaka), 1221 nucleotides long. RefSeq names its product chromosome unknown open reading frame, human C20orf96. Lineage: Eukaryota; Metazoa; Chordata; Mammalia; Primates; Indriidae. Bases 1 to 1221 code for a protein of 406 amino acids. The record is from RefSeq and is a predicted model, not a curated record. The transcript is spliced from 11 exons.
AUGGCGGAGUGCGCAUGCGUGUCCCCGCGGUCGCCCCGCUCUCGCCAUGAGGUCGAUCCGCGGUCUUCUGACCCCCGCCCUCUUCCCGCCCACAUCACCCUGGCCCCGCCCCGCUCUCCGCGCCCACUCCCGGUUCCCGCGCUGCUCGCACCCAACCACUCUGGAAUUCACUCCACAGUCCCCAAGUUCCAGGUUCUGGAUUAUGUUCCAUGGCAGUGGUCCAGGCAGAAAACCAAACCAUCUACUUUGCCUCCAGUCCAACAAGCCGGCAGCCACAGUAAAAGCAAAAUGAAGACUUUGAAUGAGGUCCAACCAGCAUUGCACUCCAAGCCCACCAUGCUGGUGGCAAGCCAGCUGAAGAAUCCACGAGAACAGCUGCACAGAAGGGAGAAGCUGGACGCUAGGAAGAUGCAGGCCAAAAUCCGGCUAAUGAAGGCGAUGCUCAGGAACAAGCGGACCUCACUCCAGGAGCUCCGCAGCCACGAGCACUUCCUCACCAAGCUCAACCGGGAGCUGAUCAAGACCAUCCAGGACAUGGAGGACAGCACGACCCUCAACGUGCGGGCGAUGCUGCAGCAGCAGGACAUGCUGGCGGCCGUCGUUGACAUCUUGGAGUGCUCAAACAAGAAAAGGCUGCAACAGUUGGAGUCUGAGCUUCAGGAGUGGGAAGAGAAGGAGCAAUGCAAGAUUAACUGCCUGGAGCAGCAGGUGGAGCAGCUGAAUGCCAAGAUCAAGCAGACCCACGAGGAGGUGAACUUCCUUAGCACUUACAUGGACCACGAGUAUUCCGUCAAAUCGGUCCAGAUUGCCAGCCUCGUGCGCCAGCUGCAGCAGGUUAAAGACAGCCAGCAGGAUGAGCUGGAUGACCUUAGUGAGAUGCGCAAAAGCGUCCUGAAGUCUUUGUCCGACAAGGUGCAGAAUAAGAGAAUAAAAAUUCUGAGGUCUCUGGUGGUGAAAACCCAGUCUCCCCACCAGGAGGCUCUUCUACAGAGGGCCCAGGCCAGCCAGGCCAUGCUGAAAAUCGUGAGCAAGUACAGAGAAUUUAUUGACCAGUUUGAGGAGGAAGUGCCCAUACUAAGGGCCGAGGUGGAAGAGCUUCAAGCCCAGGUCUGGGAACCGCGAGAGAUUGUAUUUGAGGAUGUUCUGCUUCGGAGACCCAAGUGCACCCCAGACAUGGACGUCAUCCUCAACAUCCCUGUGGAAGAGCUGCUACCCUUCUAG